AUGGCUGGGAACGAAGACCAUCUGGCAUACGGAAAUGCCCCGGGACAGCCGUCUGACCGUGCUACAGGGAGCGGCGGCGCCCGGGGCUUUCUAGGAGAUACGCUGCGCACUUUCCGUGAUAAAUACGCCCACCACGGUGGCCAGCAGCAGGGGCAGCACGGCCAGCAGGGACAGCAGGGGCAUCAGGGGCAGCAAUACCCAGGUCAACCUUCGAACCAAGGUUACAACCCUCAGGCACAGUAUCAGCAAACGCCACAGGGUCAACAAGGAACAUCUCAAUAUGGACCCGAUCCUACUCAUGGACAGAAUCCUCAAUACUACCAGGGCACAGAUGGAGGCAGCCACAGUGGAGGAAAACCUCCAAAGACUGACCUGGUCUCCGGCAUAUUCGGCAAGAUACAGGGCAUUGGUUCAGAGAUGGCACAGCGAAUUGGCUCCAAUCUCGAUCCACAGGCCUAUGCGACAUAUGGCGUCGGAGCGACCUCGUCAAAUUCGAAGAACCGAUACGGGAGCUUUGCGCCCACUCGAGACCACUGUGACGCCAAAUGGUAUGUCGAUGGAUGCAGCUAUAUGUGGGCAGUAUCUAGAGCACUUGAGACUGCCAAAGAAUCUAUUUGGAUUCUCGACUGGUGGCUGUCUCCAGAGCUAUACUUGAGAAGACCUCCAGCUCAGAACGAACAAUAUCGCAUUGACCGAAUGCUCCAAGCAGCUGCUCAGAGAGGGGUUCGUGUAAACAUCAUUGUUUACAAGGAGGUCACUCAGGCGUUGUCAUUGUCGUCAUCCCAUACUAAACACCAUCUGGAAGACCUACACGAAAACAUCACUGUACUCCGCCAUCCAGAUCACUUGCCAGACAAGCAAACUGUGCAUUCAGAUGUGAUGUCAUCCUUCCAGAACUUGACAUUAAAUGCUGCUGGUGUUUCAAAGCUAUCUGGUGAUGCUCUCAAAGCUGUGUAUGGACUGAGCGGUGGCGUUGUCCUUUUCUGGGCGCAUCACGAGAAGUUAUGCCUCGUUGACGGCAAGACUGCAUUCAUGGGCGGUCUUGAUCUCUGCUUCGGACGUUGGGAUACAUACCAGCAUUCUAUUGCUGAUGUUCACCCGGCCGACGUAAAACAGGCCGUUUUCCCCGGCCAAGACUACAACAACGCUCGAGUUUUGGACUUCCAGGACGUUGUUCACUGGGAGAACAACCAGUUAGACCGAAAAUCGAACUCUCGUAUGGGUUGGAGUGAUGUCGCGGUUAGUCUGCACGGUCCUGUCGUGGAAGACUUGAGGAAGCAUUUUGUGGAUCGUUGGAACUUCAUCUAUGAUGAAAAAUAUGCGGUUCGCAAGAACCCACGAGUCUCUAGACUUGAGCUCUAUCGCCAGCCUAUGGGUAUGGGAAUGGGCUCCCACCACUCGUCGUCGCAGUACAACGCUCCACCCUCAGGAGCUCCGCCUGCCACAGGUUCCCAGGGAUACCAGCAGCCAAGCGGAGGGUAUGGCAGUGCACAGCAAUACCCGUCCUCUAAUCAACCACAGACGCAGACGCAGCCACAGACGCAGCCACAGGGAUCGCAAUCACAGUACUAUCCCCCUCCCCCACCUGGACCUCCUCCAGUCACGUCUCCAGCUGCUGGUGGAUAUCAGCCACCGACCCAAGCGUCACAGGUGCCGUAUUUCCCUCCUCCGCCUGGUCAGGGCAACCCACCGACUCAAAGCCGUGGUAUCGAUGAAUACAAUGAAGGAGAAGGAAGCAGCCGUGGCGUCGGGGGCCUAAAGGGCGAAUUUACCAGCUUUGGAAGCACCUUACGUAGCCAAUUGGCCGGCCAAGUCCACCGUUAUCAGGAUCGAUAUCUUACCGGUGGAAUUUCGGGACAGAGUCAAGGACAACAGAUGGCAAACGUGUCUUGCCAGAUAGUCCGCAGCAGCGCCAAAUGGAGUAACGGAACGGAGACUGAGCAUUCCAUCGCAGAUGCUUACGCUGCUAUAAUCCGUGAGAGUGACCAUUUUAUCUAUAUCGAGAACCAGUUCUUCAUCACGGCCACAUCCGAUGCCCAGAAGCCAGUUAAGAACAAGAUCGGUGCCGCCAUUGUCGAACGUAUCCUCCGUGCUGCAAAAGCAGGAGAGAAAUACAAGGUCAUCGUCAUCAUUCCUGCCGUUCCAGGAUUCCCUGGAGAUCUCCGCGAGGAUGGUAGUUUAGGCACACGUGCUAUCAUGGAGUUCCAAUACUUCUCUAUCAACCGCGGAGGAAACAGUAUCAUGGAGGUCAUUGCCCGAGAAGGGUAUAACCCCAUGGAUUACAUCCGCUUCUAUAACUUGCGCAACUACGACCGUAUAAACGCGAGUGCCAUCAUGCGCCAAGCUGAAAUGGCGAGCGGAGUAAAUUAUGAAGAUGCAAGAAAGCAGCACGAUGCUGCCAUGUCUGCAUCGAGACCCACUGCUUUCGAUACAACGGCAGCAUAUCCACAGUAUCAACAGGCGGCCCAAAAUGUCGCUGCUACACAUCCGCAGUCAUCCGCCAUGGGUCGAUGGGAUACUGUCAGUGGAUGCUACAUGCUUGGAGGAGAGGACAUCCGCAAUAUCCCUUGGGAGCAUGAGGGUGAUGUUUCCGAAAUUGACGCCUUUGUCACGGAGGAGCUGUAUGUUCAUUCAAAGGUCAUGAUCGCGGAUGAUCGUACUGUGAUCUGUGGAAGUGCGAACCUGAACGACCGCUCUCAGCUAGGCGAUCAUGACUCUGAAAUUGCAGUCAUCAUCCAAGAUCCGUCUGCCAUGGAGUCGAAGAUGAACGGCCAGACAUAUGUCGUGAGCCAGUUUGCUACAACGCUUCGAAGGCAGCUCUGCCGAAAGCAUCUCGGACUGAUCCGACCUCAAGAUUUCCAGCGAGGAGAUGCGAACUGCGAGCCUGUUGGAGUUCCCAAUCAGUAUGACUUUGGUACACCAGAGGACAACAUUGUGGCGGAUCCGAUUGCAGAUACCUUUCAUAGUCUUUGGAACUCGCGUGCUAAACAGAACACGGAGGUGUAUAGAAAGGUUUUCCAUGUGGUACCAGACGAUACUGUCCGUAACUGGAACGACUAUAAGGAAUUCUAUGAGUACAAUUUCCGCAAGCCUGACGGAAAGGAGAAUCAACAGCAGGGCGGUCAACAAAUGGAACAAGGAGGCCAGCCACGCUACCUCCCUGGCCAUGUGAUCCGUGACGAGUUCCCCGAAGGAGUGAAAGCAGUUAAGGAAGAACUGGCCAAGGUCAAAGGAACCAUUGUUGAGAUGCCGUUGAUGUUCCUAGCAGAGGAGGAUAUUGCCAAAGAGGGACUGAACUUGAACUCGUUCACAGAAACGCUAUACACUUGA
Arthroderma uncinatum is the source of this 3330-nucleotide messenger RNA. RefSeq names its product phospholipase D Active site domain-containing protein. Gene Ontology annotation, molecular function: D-type glycerophospholipase activity. NCBI's taxonomy places the organism in Eukaryota, Fungi, Ascomycota, Eurotiomycetes, Onygenales, Arthrodermataceae. The record is from RefSeq and is a predicted model, not a curated record. The coding region runs from base 1 to 3330 and encodes 1109 amino acids. Gene Ontology annotation, biological process: intracellular signal transduction; cell motility; phosphatidic acid biosynthetic process. The transcript has 5 exons.